Molecule: messenger RNA, 4553 nt
Organism: Labrus mixtus (cuckoo wrasse)
Lineage: Eukaryota; Metazoa; Chordata; Actinopteri; Labriformes; Labridae
Gene: stat6
Product: signal transducer and activator of transcription 6, interleukin-4 induced
Exons: 20
Coding region: 345-2648 (767 amino acids)
Biological process (GO): regulation of transcription by RNA polymerase II; growth hormone receptor signaling pathway via JAK-STAT; cell surface receptor signaling pathway via JAK-STAT
Molecular function (GO): RNA polymerase II cis-regulatory region sequence-specific DNA binding; DNA-binding transcription factor activity, RNA polymerase II-specific
Source: RefSeq, a predicted model, not a curated record
GAGGGCAGGAAAUAGCGAGCGCUCGUCUGUGAGUGGAAUAAACGCGCUUAACAGGGAAGUGAGCCCUACCUACUUUCUUGCGUUUUCAGAGUAGACUAGAUCUAGUUUGCGUCCUGUUUAAACUGCCCCGAUCUUAAAGUGGAGUUCUCCUCGGUUAAAAACGACUUUAACAAAUCAGCUUGUACAUUGAGAGUUACACUGAGUGAUGGAGGUAGAACAUGAUCAGUAAGAGUGUCGGACUGCUGGACUUCACAUGAGACAGAGGAGGAAGAAGAAGAGAAGAACCAUAACGUUUUUCAAUGUUUUGAAAUCUGUAACCUAUACAACUCAAGUGCUGCUUGAUCAUGGCCCAGUGGAUGCACAUGUCUCAGAUGAUCCUGUGCCUCCCUGAUGAGACUGUCAACAACCUCUAUCCCCCGUCUGCCUUCCCCAUCGAAGUCAGACAAUUUUUAGCUGAAUGGAUCGAGAGCCAAAGAUGGGACGACUUUUCGCUGGAAAACAUGGAGCAGGAGAGCCAGGCUCAGGCUCUGUUGGACCAGAGCAUCAACAUGCUGCGAACGAUCGCCCAGCAGAAUAAUAACGUGGUGUACAGGAUGAAGCUGAUGCAGAUCAGCAGAAACAUGACCGUGUUUCAGCAGCAGCCUUUACGGUUUGCAGUGAUGGUCAGAGACAUUCUCAGAGAGGAGAGGGGCCUGCUCGCCACUGUAACAAAUACACCUGCACAGAUGCCCAUACUCAAUCCUCCACAUUACCAACAGUACCAGAACAGAGAACCCUCAUUCCCCAGCGCACAGGAUGUGGAUCACCUGGUCCUGAAGGUGCUGGAGGUUCAGGACAUACGACAGCAGAUACACCAGCAGCAGGAGGAUCUCAACUGGGAAAGGCAGAACUUUGAGGGUUUACAAGGGCCGAUCCAACAGAAUGGACUGGAUCCUGCAAAUUCAGAAAUCCAGAAACUCCAGACCCGCAUCCAGCAACUGGAGUACAACGUGAAAGCCAUGGCCACGAAGCGUUUCCAGCUGCUGAAGGAGUGUGUGCACUGUCUGGACCAGUGUCAGAGCCGAUUCAUCAGCAGGCUGAAGGCGUGGAGGUGGGAGCAGCACAAGGCCACCAUUGGACAUCCCUUUGACGACAACCUGAACCCCCUGCAGACCUGGUGUGAGCAGCUGCUUGGGGUGAACGGGAAGCUGAGACAGGAGUUGAUGCUGAUAGGAGAGCAGAUCCCAGAGCUCCAGGAAAGCCUGGCGAAACUUGUGCAGAUUCUGAUUCAAAGCUCUCUUGUAGUGGACAGGCAGCCCCCUCAGGUCAUUAAAACUCAGUCAAAGUUCUCCACCACCGUGCGAUAUCUGCUUGGGGAGAAAGUAGCUCCAGGGAAACCUGUGGUGCUGAAGGCGCAGAUCAUUAAUGAGCUGCAGGCCAGGAACCUCACCAGCAUACCCAGUGAUAAUGUCGGGGAACUAAUCAACAACUCAGCUGUCCUGGAACACAACACAGCUAGCAAGAGCACGUGUGCCACCUUCAGGAACAUGUCCAUCAAGAAGAUUAAGAGAGCAGACAGAAAGGGAUCAGAAUCUGUGACGGAGGAGAAGUUUGCUCUCCUGUUCUCCACAGAGAUCUCCAUCACAGGCUGUGACACUCCCUACAGGAUUCAGAUGAUCACUCUACCAGUCGUCGUCAUUGUUCACGGUAGUCAAGAUAACAACGCUCUGGCCACAAUCAUAUGGGACUGCGCCUUUUCUGAAGCAGACAGGGUGCCGUUCAUAGUGCCGGAGCGGGUGCCCUGGAGGAUGAUGUGCAAUACCCUCAACAGUAAAUUCACCUCUGAGGUUCAAACACAGCACAAUCUGGACGACUACAAUCAGCUCUUCUUGGCACAGAAGAUCUUUGACAAGCCCGACUUUGCUGAUGACUUCAGCAACAUGUUGGUGUCCUGGGCUCAGUUCAAUAAGGAGGUUCUGCCGGGUCGACCGUUCACUUUCUGGCAGUGGUUUGAGGGAGUGAUGGAGCUGACCAAGAAGCACCUGAAGACCUACUGGAGCGAAGGGCUGAUAUUUGGGUUCAUUGGGAAGCAGCAUCUACACCUGAUUCUCAAAGACAGGCCAAACGGGACGUUCUUGCUUCGCUUUAGUGACUCUGAGAUCGGAGGCAUCACCAUUGCAUACGUGUCUGCAAGUGAGAAUGGAGGACAGAAAAUCCAAAACAUCCAGCCCUUCAUCAGGAGAGAUCUUGAGAUCCGAAGCCUUGGUGACCGCAUCCGUGAUAUAGGCCACAUAACACACCUGUAUCCUGAGUAUCCUAAACAUGAAGUUUUCAAAAAAUUCUACUCAGAACCUCAAGCGUCACCCAGCAGUGGUUACAUUCCUGUGUCUCUCCAUACCAAAGUCGGCACGGAAGCUGGCUCGGCCUCGCCCCCCGCACAUCAUGCUGAAAGUAAUGUCUUCCCACUGCAUCAGUUCCAGCCGGCGUUUAGCCCACAAGAGUCCAUUAGUCAAGACAGAAUGGAAACUGCAUCUGCUCCUGCUGUGGAGUUCAGUCCAAACCACCCUGGUGUCUACUCUGAUCUGAAUAACACAACUAACAACAUGGAGCUUGAUUUUGACUCUCUUCUCCACGCGCCUCUGAGUAAUUCAAUCUUCUCUGAUCAGUAGAAGGGACACUUGUUUUUGGAUUCCAAAAGGAAACGUCAAACAGUCGCCAAACUGAUCCGUCAGGCCUUCAGAUGGAAAACAGUUUGUGCAGACCUUCUUCCUUCACUUUUAUCAGCCAUCUACAGCUUUUUCUACUUUAGAACAAAAAACCUGUCUGGGACAAACUCUCUAUAUGUUGAGCUGGUGCUACAUGAACCUAGGACAUCAAAGUCAAUCGGAAAGUAAAAAUCGGAACAAGCCAGAAAGAAGUCGGCCAUCUUUGUUUUACAACCUUUUCUCUCCCUCUCACAUUGUUGUAAGUUUAUUGAUGCCAAUUUCCUGAUUGGUAAUACUACAAUCUAUGAUAAACAUGCCCCCCCCUGUUAUAGCUAACCCUUCCAUUCAAUUCAAAAGCCUUGCUAAGCUUUAUUGUAGUUUCAUGGAUGCGUGCGGAUCGAGUCAAGGAUGCAUGAUAUGCAUGAUAAAAUGUAUGUGAGUGUUAGUGAGUCUUAUCCAUCCUGACUCCUGAGGUCAAGUAUAGACUGAUUCCUACGGACUGUUUGUGGGCGCUGCCAUCUUUUGGUGGCGGCCAUUACUGCGGUGGCCUCAUAGUUAGAUUCAAAACGUCAGACAGAUGCUGAUGAGGAGAUCUUAAUAUUAUUUAGAUUUUCAAUGUUAGACAUCUUUUACAGCAACGACCUGAUGAUAUAACAGAGAAAAAGAUUUAAAAAACAACCAGCCGCCACAUUAUAUGUGAUAACAUGCUAUGUAAUAUAACGUUUUUCUACAAGCUAAUUAGCUUCAUUAAUCACAUGCUGCAUUUAGUCCUCAUGGACUAGUUUUUGUGUCCGCCCUCAUGCAGUCUGUUAAGCACUCCCUGUUUUUUCACAAAGUUUACUCUUUUCCCGGCUGUUAAACUGUAUACUCCAGUUUCUUCCCCAUCGUUCACUUUUUAGACCUGCUUGCAUUCAAGUCCGCAGCUGUAGAAGGGAGAGGCCACCGCAGUAAUGGCAGCUUGUCAACUUCCGGUUUUCCCCGUAUCAGUCUAUAAAUUGGGAACAUGAGAGGAACAAUAAGCUUUUCUAGUGUUGAUGACUACACUGCGUUGAUGGACACUUGGUGGUGGUGAUGAUGUUGAAAGGCUUUUAUUAUGUAUAAUAGAAGACUUAAUUAAGUAUAUUUUCUUUCAACUGUUAGUUAAUCUUAGCCAAUCAUUCGGGCAUUUUUUUAAUCAUGUACCAAAUCACUUCUUUUUUUUUUCCCCACAUACCCUAAUAUACACAAACAGUUUUUUUCCAGUCAGUGAUGCAAUCUGUCUUUGCCUUUAAUCUUUUAUAAAAUUAUUAUUUCAUUCCUAGAUGUUAAUUCUAUAUCAGGAUCAUUUUUGAUUUUCCUUCAUGAAUAGAGUAAUCAUUGGGGGUUUAACAUCAACAUGUGACGUUUGUGUGCCAUAUAAAUGUAUAUUAAGAGACACAGGGUUCUUUUGUUACAGUCUUACGGUCUAAGAUUCCAAAGCUUUUCGAGAUUUAGAACAAUGCAAAUGACGACAAUCUAAAAACGAUAAAUUGUGGCACUUGGUAAGAAAUCUGCAGGGCAAAGAUAUAAAUGUUUCUGAAAAGUACCUUAUGUAAAGCUCUAAACAUGAUUUCUGAGUUUAACCGAUUUGAUUGGUCACUGAAUUAAUAUUGAAAUCAGUAAUCCUUAUAAACUAACUUUUGGUAUAAUGAAAGCUUUGCACUACCAUUACUGUCAAUGUUGUACUUUGAUAACAUGAAAGUGUGUUGUAUGUACCAUACUGCAUGUACAUUUGCUGGAUGAUGACCUUAUAUAUCUUGUGAAGUCAAUUAAUCACCACAAGGCUAAUACUACACUGCAUGUAUUCCUUCAACAUUGGUGACAAAUAAAAUCUCAGUUUUUAUCAAAAUA